Molecule: messenger RNA, 1101 nt
Organism: Trichoderma atroviride IMI 206040
Lineage: Eukaryota; Fungi; Ascomycota; Sordariomycetes; Hypocreales; Hypocreaceae
Source: RefSeq, a predicted model, not a curated record
AUGCCGUCACAGCUGCAUGACUUGAUCGCCAAUGGCGGUUUUUGCAAGCCAGCUAGUUUCUCCCACGUGGAGGGAUCUUUCCCGCUCGACGAAGCCCUCGAGCAAGCUCUGCCAAAGUCGUUUACUCUGUUAUCUGCGACGCCGUUUGCCAAGUCUGACUUCUCCAUUACCGGCCGUCUCGACGGUAGAAUAUUGCCAGACAGCUCUCCAAAGAGCUACUUUGUCAAGUGUGCUAGCGGUGACGAGGGCAGGAUGAUGCUGGAAGGCGAACACGCAUCCCUCCGUGCUAUAGAAGCUGCAUCCCCGGGCUUGGUUCCAGGCGUCGUCGGCUUUGGAGAAUUCAAGAGCAGACCGUUGGGCCAUAGCAUCUACUUUCUUGUCGAGGACUUCCUCGAGCUCCGCAAGCCUUCAGUGCCCGAUCCUGACGAGUUCGCCGCCCGCAUUGUGGGCAUGCACCUCGGCGGAAAGUCCCCAGAAGGCAAGUUUGGCUUUCCUAUUCCCACAUGCGACGGCCCUCUUCCCCAUCCGGUAGCGUGGCAAGAGAGCUGGUCGGCAUUUUACGCAACCCUCCUUCGCAGCCGUGUCCGUUUGGAUGCCGAAGCAUGCGGGUCUUGGCCGGAGCUGGAGCGGGCAGCGGAGCAGAUUGUAUCCAAGGUCGUGCCGAGACUGCUCGGAUCAUUGACCUGGCGCGGCAAACCGAUCCAGCCGAGUCUGAUUCAUGGCGAUCUAUGGGAUGCCAACGUCGGCACGCUCCAGACAGGAGAGACUAUCAUUUACGACGCAGGCUCAUACUAUGCUCACAAUGAGAUGGAGCUUGGGAUAUGGAGGGUAAUCUAUGCUGAAACCCUGGGCGCGAGCGCUUAUAAAGAGGCGUAUUUACGGUUAUGCCCACCUGCUGAGCCAGCGAAUGAAUGGGAUGAUCGCAACAGGUUAUACAGCCUCAAAUGCAAUCUAAACUGGUCAGCUACAGAUCCGGGUAUCAUAACAAGGACCAUAGCAUACAAUGAUAUGUGUUAUCUUUGCGAAAAAUAUGCCCCCUUGGAUGGGAUAGCAAAGUAUGAUCCUAGCAAGGAUCCGACGGUUAACCCUAUCGCACAAUGA